Molecule: messenger RNA, 3255 nt
Organism: Salarias fasciatus (jewelled blenny)
Lineage: Eukaryota; Metazoa; Chordata; Actinopteri; Blenniiformes; Blenniidae
Gene: man2b2
Product: mannosidase, alpha, class 2B, member 2
Exons: 19
Coding region: 66-3122 (1018 amino acids)
Biological process (GO): mannose metabolic process
Cellular component (GO): lysosome
Molecular function (GO): carbohydrate binding; alpha-mannosidase activity
Source: RefSeq, a predicted model, not a curated record
GCUGACAAAAAUAAAUAACAGUAACAAGGAAGCUGGUGUUUUUCUUUCUUUAUGCGUCAAAAAAGAUGAAGUUUGCCACGGUGGUCGUGUUUAUUGUUUACUGCUGUUGUUCUCGUGCUGUGACGGACAACAACCAGCCGAUCCAGACGUUUGUGAUUCCCCACAGUCACAUGGAUGUUGGCUGGGUUUACACCAUUCAGGAGAGCAUGCAUGCUUAUGCAGCCAACGUGUACAGCAGUGUGACCGAGGAGCUGUGGAAGCACAGAGAGCGCAGGUUCAUCGCCGUGGAGCAGGAGUUCUUCCGGCUGUGGUGGGACACCGUGGCCACCGAUUCCCACAAGAAGCAGGUCCGACAGCUUGUUAAAGAAGGUCGCCUGGAGUUCAUCAUCGGAGGCCAAGUGAUGCACGACGAGGCCGUGACCGAUCUAAAUGACGAGAUCCUGCAGAUGACAGAGGGCCACGGCUUCCUGUACCAGACCUUCGGCGUCCGGCCGCAGUUCUCCUGGCACGUGGAUCCGUUCGGAGCUUCCACCACCUCGCCGGUGUUGUUCGCCCUGGCCGGGUUCAACGCCCACCUGAUCUCCCGCAUCGACUACGACCUCAAGGACAGCAUGCAGAAGAACAAGAAACUACAGUUUGUGUGGCGAGCGUCUCCUUCCUUGAAAGCCCGGCAAGAAAUCUUCACUCACACCAUGGACCAGUUUAGUUACUGCACUCCGUCCCACCUGCCGUUCUCCAACAGCUCUGGUUUCUACUGGAACGGAGUGGCCCUGUUCCCUGACCCCCCUAAAGACGGCGUGUACCCCAACAUGAGCCUUCCGGUCACCAAAGACACCAUCGGUGCCUACGCCAAGACCAUGGCGGAGAACAUCAAGCAGAGGGCGGCGUGGUUCAGGACAAACCACGUGCUCUGGCCGUGGGGCUGCGACAAACAGUUCUACAACUCAUCCGUGCAAUUCGCCAACAUGGACCCCCUGAUGGCGUACAUCAACCAGAACGGCCAGGAGCUCGGGGUCACGGUGCAGUACGCCACCCUGAGCGAGUAUUUCCAAGCCGUCCACAAGUCUGGUCUGGUUUGGGACGUCCGUGGGAAUGAGGACUUUCUGCCGUACUCAACAGAGCCUUUCCAGGCCUGGACGGGGUUUUACGCCUCCAGAAAUGUCCUGAAAGGACUGGCCCGACAGGCCAGUUCCCGGCUGCACGCAGCGGAGACGCUCUUCGCCAGGUAUCGAGUCGACUUCCCAGACGGGCCUGUGGCCAACGCCUGGGCUCUGGACAAGCUCAGAGCUCUGCGCUGGGCCGUGUCUGAGGUGCAGCACCAUGAUGGAAUCACUGGAACAGAGUCUCCCAAAGUCGCAGACAUGUAUCUGCAGCAUCUCCUGCAAGGCAUGAUGGGAGCAGAAGAGCUGCUUGCUGCACUUUUUCUGCUGCCUCAUAAUAUGGAAGUUCCCGGCUUCCUGGACCGGCGCUACCACAGAAGAGGAGUCCAUCAGCCGUUGGAGCAGCACGUCAUUGUUUACAACCCUUUAGCCUGGAACGUCACCGCCAUCAUCAACGUCACGGCGGCGUUCCCGAGUGCAGCCGUGUUCGACGAGGACGGACACCCCGUCCCUGCACAGAUCCAAAGGUCGGCAGAGUCCAACGCCUCGUACGACCUCUUCGUGAUGGUGGAACUCGGAGGCCUUCAGUAUAAGAAAUACUCGAUCCGGUUCUCUGAGGGCCCGUGCCGCGGAGAAUCCAGAUCAGCCUGCGCCUAUGAAGCUAAAGGGGUUUUGUUUGAGAGGCGCCGCGUGAAGGAGUGGGAGAAAACAGGCCGGCGGCUUCUUCCCGUUCUCAACGAGUGCUACAAGCUGAUGUUCGACCAGGACACCAACCUGCUGCACAGCAUCACCUAUUUCUCAGAAAAAAGGCGGCUGAGGCUGACGCAGGAUUUCUGGGAGUACGAGGCGAACGGAGACAUCAAGGCGGGGCCGAUCUCCGACAACUACAUCUUCAGCGCCAACGGUUCGGCCGUGCGAGCCUACAAGGCGGUGGAGAUGGAGAUCAUCCCCGGAACCCUGGUCACAGAGGUCAGGCAGUACUUCUACAGAGAGGAGGACGAUAAAGAUUACGCCUAUUCAAUCACCACCCGUGUCCCAGAAUGCUCUGGGGCCAGGCUGCCGUGCUACAGGCUGGAGCAGACCUACUCGCUGGGACCCCUUCGCCUCAACACCGAGGUCGUCCUCAGGACCAGCUCUGAGCUGAAGAGCAACAAAACUCUGUACACAGACGACAACGGCUACCAGAUGAUGAAGAGGACGUUUAGGAAAUACGUCAACAACACUCUGGCGAGGAACUUCUACCCCAUGGUUCGGACGGCCUACAUCCAGGAUGAGCGGAGCCGGCUGGUGCUGCUGAGCGACAGCGCUCAUGGCGUCAGCAGCCAGGACAGCGGACAGCUCCAGGUCAUGCUCCAUCGGCGGCUGUGGAACAACCUGCCCUGGAACCUGGGCUACAACCUGACCCUGAACGACAGCUCCGUGGCGAGGCCGUCCCUGUGGCUGCUGGCCGGCUCCCUGAGCGCCACCUCCAAGAUGUACCAGCGGCAGGCGGUGGAGCUGCAGCACCGGCCCGUCGUCAUGCCCAUAGACCAGCCGCAGAAACCAUGGCAAGACAAGGAGCCCAGAAACCCCUCCCCGGUGCGCUCGGUGGUCCUUCCGCCCAACCUCCACCUGCUGAGCUUCAGUAUUCCCGGGUGGAACUACAGUGCCGAUCACGACGAGCAUCUCAGAAACCUGCACUCAGGUGAGACUUUGCAUUUGGAGCCAGACUUUGAUCGCGUCUUGUUGAGAAUCAUGCACAUCUACGAAGAGGGAGAAGACCCCGAGCUUUCCAGGCCUGUCACCUUAAACUUAAAGGAAGUCCUCCAGGCCGUCGGGGACGUGGCGCAGCUGGAGGAGCGCUCUCUCACGGGGACCUGGAACGUCGCCAGUCUGCAGCGCUGGACGUGGAAGACGGCUGAUAAACCGGAGGACGCAGAGGACAAAUACAGUCCGAAGCUCGAGGAUCAGGAUUUCACGGUGACCAUCUCACCCAAAGAGAUCAGGACCUUCUUCGUCCGCUUCAGAUCCUCGAAAUUUUAGGCUGAAUGUUCGCUUCGUCUUCUGUGAAGAUCGCCAAUCAAGCUUUUUAAUAGUUGAGUCAUUUGUUACACGACUGAUUGAUGCUACGUUUUGCACAUUGUGACGAUUUGUUUAGAAGUUAAUAAAAUGAUUG